Molecule: messenger RNA, 866 nt
Organism: Helobdella robusta
Lineage: Eukaryota; Metazoa; Annelida; Clitellata; Rhynchobdellida; Glossiphoniidae
Exons: 6
Coding region: 16-459 (147 amino acids)
Biological process (GO): translation; maturation of SSU-rRNA from tricistronic rRNA transcript (SSU-rRNA, 5.8S rRNA, LSU-rRNA)
Cellular component (GO): cytosolic small ribosomal subunit; ribosome
Molecular function (GO): RNA binding; structural constituent of ribosome
Source: RefSeq, a predicted model, not a curated record
CCUGUUUGCGUUAAGAUGCCUGCCGCUAAAGGUCCGAAGCAAUCUGUCCAAGUUUACGGGCGUAAGAAAACAGCCACCGCAGUCGCCCAUUGCAAAAAUGGAUCCGGUUUAUUAAAAGUUAAUGGACGACCGAUCGAUCUGCUUGAGCCAGAGCUCCUUCGAUACAAGGUCCAGGAACCAUUGCUGUUGUUAGGCAAGGAACGUUUUUCAGCUGUCGACAUCAGAGUCAGAGUGUCCGGGGGUGGUCGAGUUUCUCAAAUUUAUGCCAUCCGUCAGGCAAUUUCAAAAGCUCUGGUUGCUUACUACCAGAAAUAUGUUGAUGAAGCAUCAAAGAAAGAAAUUAAAGAUAUCCUAAUCAGUUAUGAUAGGACUCUUCUGGUGGCUGACCCGAGAAGAUGCGAGCCCAAAAAGUUUGGUGGUCCCGGAGCAAGAGCCCGUUACCAAAAAUCAUACAGAUAGAUUCAAUUGAUCAUAAUUUGUUCCCGUGUGUAUUUGUGAGUGUGUUUAGUCACACAGUAAUUACGAUGGCAAACUGAUGAUGGUUUUUAUGACACUGUUUCACUUGGUAGUCUGAAAAAUUAAUAAAAAUGUCAUCAAACAUGCUUUGUUUUUUCUAAAAUUUGUAAAAACUAAAAGUGAAUUGUGGUAAAAGUCAUCUUAAACUGAAACAAAAAGUAUAUUUCUCAAUAAUUGAGGCUUACUAACUUGAGAUUUUUCAGAAAAUUAAUUGAUGUCUUUUCUCCAGUUUCUUGUAGUACUCUAUCUGAGCAUGAAAAUCUAAAAUUUGGUAGUGUGGUAUGUCGAAUCUGCCUGAUUAUUAUGUACCACGGCCAUUGCUAAAUAAGUUAUGUAUACUUUGAUAUAAA